Arachis ipaensis is the source of this 2659-nucleotide messenger RNA. NCBI's taxonomy places the organism in Eukaryota, Viridiplantae, Streptophyta, Magnoliopsida, Fabales, Fabaceae. The record is from RefSeq and is a predicted model, not a curated record.
AUGAGGAAGAAAACCAUUGCUAAAAGGCCUCCUCGUAAAAAAGUUUACAAGCUUCCCACAAAGCCUUCCACUCGCUCCCAAGACCGGACAUUUACCCCAUCUUCUUCUCCUCCUACCUCUCCUCCUCGCUGUGACCCCAUGGCUCAGACCAAAAACACUCCAAGAUACCCUGCCUCUGCUAAGCCGACGCCACCACCAAAGACGACACCCUCCAAACCAAGCUCUUUGAAACCUGGCUCAUCCAAGGGUAAGCGUCCUGCUGUUGAAGAACCUGUUCCUGAGACAGCAAAACCUAAGUCAAUGUCUGUUCCUGUGUGCUCACAAAGCGGUAACCCUCAUCGGCCUCUCAAAUCUGUUAGAGAACCAGACAUCGAUCCUUUUGCUCACAAAUCACACUUCAUGACAUCUCACUCAGACUAUAACCCCCAUCGUUUCAAAUCUGCCAUGAAUCAUGAUUUUUAUGAGGGAGUUAUUCAGUUCUUAGUCAAAGAAUUUUAUGCAAACAUGACUUACCAUGAAGGAAGUGUGCAUUUUUAUGUUAAGGGCAGAGACAUUAUCUUGAAUAAUGAAACUAUCAGUGAUUCCUUGAAGUACACUGAUGUUGGGCUGUAUGCUUAUACAUCUGUGAAAUGGGAUGAAGGUGUUGAAAUCUCUUUUGCCUACUUGAUGGCUAGAUACAUGUUUGAUUCUGUUCAAAGUGUAAAAGAUAAAGCACUACCUUAUGGCAUGUUUUUAACUUGCAUAUUUGAAAAUUUUGGUGUUGACCUGUCAAAUGAGGAUUACGAAAACAGACAUUCAUACCUAAAAGGGGGUGGUUUAGUGAAACAGCAAAAAGGACCAACUCGAUCUGAGAAAGUGGUUCUAGAUGAUGAUGAUGAAGAGUUCAUUCCUGAUGACUCUCUUCCUCCUACCACCGAGGGUACUUCCAUUUCCACUGGGAAGAAAUCAGCUCUGCUGAAUGUGGUCAAGGAUGUCGCUCAAGAGAUUUAUAGUGAUAUUUUUGUUGAUCUUGGUUAUUGUCUGCCCUUGAUGACAAAAGGGGGAGUAAUAAUCGGUCAAUCUCAAACAUGUCCUGUUGAAAAUGCCAAUAAAUGUGACGAUUCAGAGUGGGAGGGAGAAUUCUUUCCUGCCAUUAACAAAAUUAAAUAUGAGGGUCCCUCUAGCAAGAACCCACUUUCAUUUAAAUGGUAUAACGCAGAGGAAGAAAUUCUUGGAAAAAAGAUGAAGGACUGGUUCAGAUUUAGUGUUGCAUUUUGGCAUACAUUUCGUGGAACAGGUGCAGACCCGUUUGGUGCACCUACCAAGCACUGGCCGUGGGAAGAUGGUACCAAUUCUGUUAAAAUGGCUAAAAGAAGAAUGCGAGCUAACUUUGAGUUUAUAAACAAACUUGGAAUUGAUCUGUGGUGCUUCCACGAUCGGGAUAUUGCCCCUGAUGGAGAAUCUCUGGAGGAAGCUAAUGCAAACUUGGAUGAAGUGGUUGCCCUUGCCAAGGAGCUCCAGACUCAGGGAAAAAAGAAAGUUUUAUGGGGAACAGCUCAAUUGUUUAUGCAUCCUCGUUAUAUGCAUGGUGCUGCUACUAGCUCUGAGUUAGGCGUCUAUGCAUAUGCUGCUACACAAGUGAAGAAGGCUAUGGAAGCUACGCAUUAUUUGGGGGGAGAAAAUUUUGUUUUCUGGGGUGGCCGUGAGGGUUAUCAAUCCCUUUUGAACACAGAUAUGGAACGAGAGCUUAAUCAUUUGGCUAGGUUUUUUGAAGCUGCUGUUGCAUAUAAGAAGAAGAUUGGAUUCAAUGGGACUCUGUUGAUCGAACCCAAGCCGCAGGAGCCUACAAAACAUCAGUAUGAUUGGGAUGCUGCAACCACAUCUAACUUCUUGCGAAAAUAUGGACUUAUAGGAGAAUUCAAACUCAACAUUGAGUGCAAUCAUGCCACCUUAUCCGGUCAUAGUUGUCACCAUGAGCUUGAAACUGCAAGGAUUAGUGGACUACUUGGUAAUAUUGAUGCAAACACUGGUGAUCCUCAAGUUGGAUGGGAUACAGAUCAAUUUCUUGUAGAUAUUCAAGAAGCAACAAUGAUUAUGCUCAGUGUGGUCAGAAAUGGUGGAAUUGCACCAGGUGGAUUCAACUUUGAUGCCAAAUUGCGAAGAGAGAGCACGGAUGUUGAAGACUUAUUCAUUGCUCACAUCAUCGGUAUGGAUACUAUGGCCCGCGGCCUCAAGAACGUUGCUAAGUUAGUUGAGGAUGGUGCUCUAGCUGAGCUUGUUCGGAAGAGAUACCAGAGUUUUGACACUGAAAUUGGUGCUCAAAUAGAGGCUGGUAAAGCUGACUUUGACUUCUUGGAGAAGAAAGUUAAGGAAUGGGGAGAACCCAAGGUUGCUUCAGCUAAACAGGAGCUAGCUGAGAUGAUCCUCCAGUCUGCAUUGUAAAAAAGUAGAAAGCAUUAUCGAUGUGACUAAAAUGGGCAUGGAUUCUGUUUCUGUUUGUUCUUCAAUUAGAAAUAGCUUAGCAAUCAGCAUAGUGGGUAGUUUUAGAGAAACAAAAUGUUAUGUUUAAGAUGCAUUCUUCAACCUUGGCAAGACCUAUUAGUUUUCACUCAGGAAUGAUGCUAUGUUAGUAACUUCAUGUGAAUCCUAGUCCUUAAAAUAAUUCAGUAAACUAGGUAUC